Messenger RNA from Mus pahari (shrew mouse), 2536 nucleotides. It is a transcript of the gene Lhcgr, whose product is annotated as luteinizing hormone/choriogonadotropin receptor. The transcript is spliced from 11 exons. Gene Ontology annotation, molecular function: luteinizing hormone receptor activity. The record is from RefSeq and is a predicted model, not a curated record. Gene Ontology annotation, cellular component: membrane. Bases 5 to 2107 code for a protein of 700 amino acids. Lineage: Eukaryota; Metazoa; Chordata; Mammalia; Rodentia; Muridae. Gene Ontology annotation, biological process: luteinizing hormone signaling pathway; ovarian follicle development; male gonad development.
GGCCAUGGGGCGGCGGGUCCCGGCUCUGAGACAGCUGCUGGUGCUGGCAAUGCUGGUGCUGAAGCAGUCACAGCUGCAGUCUCCAGAGCUGUCAGGGUCGCGCUGCCCUGAGCCCUGCGACUGCGCGCCGGAUGGUGCCCUGCGCUGCCCUGGCCCUCGAGCCGGCCUCGCCCGACUAUCUCUCACCUAUCUCCCUGUCAAAGUAAUCCCAUCACAAGCUUUCAGGGGACUUAAUGAGGUCGUAAAAAUUGAAAUCUCUCAGAGUGAUUCCCUGGAAAGGAUAGAAGCUAAUGCCUUUGACAACCUCCUCAAUUUGUCUGAAAUACUGAUCCAGAACACCAAAAACCUGCUAUACAUCGAACCUGGUGCUUUUACAAACCUUCCUCGGUUAAAAUACCUGAGCAUCUGUAACACAGGCAUCCGAGCCCUUCCAGAUGUUUCGAAGAUCUCUUCCUCUGAAUUUAAUUUCAUUCUGGAAAUCUGUGACAACCUACACAUAACCACUAUACCAGGGAAUGCUUUCCAAGGGAUGAAUAAUGAGUCCAUCAUGCUCAAACUGUAUGGAAAUGGGUUUGAAGAAGUACAAAGCCAUGCAUUCAAUGGGACGACGCUAAUCUCGCUGGAGUUAAAAGAAAACCUCCACCUGAAGAAGAUGCACAGCAGAGCCUUCCAGGGGGCCUCGGGGCCCAGCAUCCUGGACAUCUCUUCCACCAAAUUGCAGGCCCUGCCGAGCCACGGGCUGGAGUCCAUUCAGACGCUCAUCGCCACGUCAUCCUACUCGCUGAAAACACUGCCCUCCAGAGAAAAAUUCACCAGCCUACUGGUCGCCAUGCUGACCUACCCUAGCCACUGCUGCGCUUUUAGGAGCCUGCCGAAGACAGAACAGAAUUUUUCAUUUUCCAUUUUUGAAAACUUUUCCAAACAAUGCGAAAGCACAGUUAGAGAAGCGAAUAACGAGACGCUUUAUUCUGCCAUCUUUGAGGAGAAUGAACUCGGUGACUGGGAUUACGAUUAUGGCUUCUGUUCACCCAAGACACUCCAAUGUGCUCCAGAACCAGAUGCUUUCAAUCCCUGUGAAGACAUUAUGGGCUAUGCCUUCCUUAGGGUGUUGAUUUGGCUAAUUAAUAUACUAGCCAUCUUUGGCAACUUGACAGUCCUCUUUGUUCUCCUGACCAGUCGUUAUAAACUGACGGUGCCCCGCUUCCUUAUGUGUAAUCUCUCCUUUGCAGACUUGUGCAUGGGGCUCUACCUGCUGCUCAUUGCCUCAGUAGACUCCCAAACAAAAGGGCAGUACUAUAACCAUGCCAUAGACUGGCAGACAGGAAGUGGCUGCAGUGCAGCUGGCUUCUUUACUGUGUUCGCUAGCGAACUUUCUGUCUACACCCUUACAGUCAUCACUCUGGAAAGGUGGCACACCAUCACCUAUGCUGUUCAGCUGGACCAAAAGCUGAGACUGAGACAUGCCAUCCCAAUUAUGUUCGGAGGAUGGAUCUUUUCUACUCUGAUGGCCACAUUGCCCCUUGUGGGUGUCAGCAGUUACAUGAAGGUCAGCAUCUGCCUCCCCAUGGAUGUGGAAUCCACUCUGUCACAAGUCUACAUAUUAUCCAUCUUGAUCCUCAAUGCGGCGGCCUUUGUCGUCAUCUGUGCUUGCUACAUUAGGAUCUACUUUGCAGUUCAAAAUCCAAAGCUGACAGCUCCUAACAAGGAUACAAAAAUUGCUAAGAAGAUGGCUGUCCUCAUCUUCACAGACUUCACAUGCAUGGCGCCCAUCUCAUUCUUUGCCAUCUCAGCUGCCUUCAAAGUACCCCUUAUCACGGUCACCAACUCAAAAGUUCUACUGGUCCUUUUUUAUCCUGUCAACUCUUGUGCCAAUCCAUUUCUGUAUGCAAUUUUCACGAGGGCAUUUCAGAGAGAUUUCUUUCUAUUGCUGAGCAGAUUUGGCUGCUGUAAACACCGGGCUGAACUUUACAGAAGGAAGGAAUUUUCUGCACAUACCUUCAACUGCAAAAAUGGCUUCCCAAGAUCAAGUAAGUCUUCCCAGACUGACCUGAAGUUAUCCAUAGUGCACUGUCAACAACCUCCACCUCCGCCAGUGUUAAUUCAGUAACUGAAUUACUGAAUUGUAUCUAAAUAUACUCCCAAAAAAAGUCCACCCAAAUUAGUCACUUUAAUAUAAUGUGUUUUAGAAAAAUAGUUAUCCUUAGGCACUUCAGGAGAAUUGAAACUUGCUUCAAAGGGUAGCCCAAGGCACUUGAUGACAUAAAUUUCAGAAGGGUUUAGAAAUUUUUUACAAUAAUUUAGACAGAUAAUUUUGUUUGUUGAACCUAAUAUUAAGAAAAUCUAAGUUGUCAUUUUCCAUGUCUUUUUCACUUCCAUCUUGUGAUUUACGUUGCAACCUCCAAAUAUAUAUUCAUAACAGACUGGAAAUUUAAAGUGGUCUUUGUCCUCAGGUAGUUUGGUAAAUACAUUCCAGAGAUGCACUGUGCAGUGUGGUAGCUGUUAGCCUUGCAUGGUAAAUAAAAGUUUCUUAGCCAUA